Messenger RNA from Daldinia caldariorum, 2540 nucleotides. RefSeq names its product fungal-specific transcription factor domain-containing protein. The transcript is spliced from 4 exons. Gene Ontology annotation, biological process: DNA-templated transcription; regulation of DNA-templated transcription. Gene Ontology annotation, cellular component: nucleus. Gene Ontology annotation, molecular function: DNA binding; DNA-binding transcription factor activity, RNA polymerase II-specific; zinc ion binding. The record is from RefSeq and is a predicted model, not a curated record. Bases 109 to 2328 code for a protein of 739 amino acids. NCBI's taxonomy places the organism in Eukaryota, Fungi, Ascomycota, Sordariomycetes, Xylariales, Hypoxylaceae.
UUACACUGUUUUGAUUUCCUUGAGGCCGUUAGCUGGGACCUUUUAUUUCCGAUCGGUCUCAAUCUGAUAUAUUCCAUCUAUUGACUGGCCGCGAAAUCUAUCCCGGGCAUGAUGGACUCUCGGCCCGGUAGCUAUCAGACAAGUGUCUUUCGUGCCCAGCCGACCGAGGGGGUCCAGCGCAAGAUCCAAAAGCGCAAUCGUCCUCCUGUAUCUUGUCUGCUAUGCCGAACACGCAAGGUGAAAUGUGACCGCCAGCAACCCUGUGAGAGGUGUGUCAAAAGUGGCGAGGCCAACUUUUGCGAAUAUGCGCCUCGUGCUUCUCGCAAGGCUCGCACCGAUGCGCGGCCGCAGGUGGAUGUUCGGCCAAGACAUGAACCCAUGUCUCGUCCCGUCCUCCAGGUCCGUCUCCAAAAGCUUGAGGAGAUGGUUAAUAGUUUGGUCUAUACUGCACGCAACCGGGAGCCCGCUCUCGAUACCCCCUCAAGCUCGGACCAACGAACGGAGACUGAGACUCGUUCUGACCUAAGCUCACCACCGAGCUUGGCCCCGUCCACAUCGGGAGUUCCGCCUCUUCCUACUAUUCUUGGCGAGCAUAGCUAUGUCGGGGCUACUCACUGGGCUUCAAUUCUUGAGAGCAUUCGCGAUAUUCAAGGCAUUCUCCGGACUGAGACCGAUGAACCUCCUACUCCUUCACCCCCACCACAGAAGGACAGCGUGGAUGGUGUGGAAGCUGCGGACCUUCUGUUCGGCAAGGUAGCACCCAUAACUCUCUCGCAGGCUGUUGCGCGUUUGCCACCCAAGUCCAAGACGGAUGCGCUCAUUUUGGUUUACUUUCGCCAUAAUUUUAUGACCGCACCGUACAUUCACACGACGAAAUUUCAAAGAGAGUACGAUGCUUUCUGGGAUGAUCCGUCUUCGACCAGUUUACUGUGGUUGAGUUGCCUCGCUUCUAUGCUAUGGGUUGCUGCAUCGAUAACCAUCAUGAAAGGGGAAAGUGAUGAAUCAGUAGCAACACUCCCGGACAAACUGAGGGCAUUAUCAACUGAGUGUCUUGUAUCAGGUGAUUAUCUUUCUGCUAAGCCUUAUUGUAUUGAAGCACUCUUAUUGCACAGCUAUACGGAAUUGCAAAGGAAUAGGGAGAUCGACUCUAGCUUGUGGGCUAAGUUCGGACUUGUCGCCCGCCUUGCACAACGUAUGGGAUAUCACCGAGAUCCCAAGUAUCUCCCUAACAUUACUCCCUUUGAGGGUGAACUCCGCAGACGAGCAUUCUUCUUCAUCGAAGUCUUCGACGUCCUCUUCUCAUUUCAGUUAGGGAUGCCUCCGAUCAUCCGCGAUGACGAAUGUGAUACCGAGUCACCCGGCAACCUAUUCGAUUCUGACUUUGACGAAAAUGUUAUGGCUCUACCUCCCUCACGACCGGUUACCGAGCCAACUUCUCUUCUGUACUUAAGCCAUAAAUCAAAGCUAUGUCGACUACUACGACGGGUGAUUCGCUUUGCGCUCUCAAUCCAUCCUUCCCCUUAUGAAGACGUUAUUCAGCUAGAUGAUGAGCUCCGCCAAUACCACGAGCACGUUCCCCCUUCGUUGCAAAUCAAACCAAUACGGUCAUAUAGCUUCACAGAUCAAACGCAUGACAUCAUGCAUCGCCUCAUGUUGGAAUUGAUGUACCUUAAAAGUCUUUGUGUUCUACACCGACCAUAUCUUAAUCGUGAGAAGGACAACCCCGUCUAUGAUCGCUCCCGGAAUACGUGUCGAGAUGCGGCUCUCAGGAUCCUUGAAUUACACGUCGAGUACGAAGAGGAGAGUAGGCCUGGUGGUCGCAUCUACGAGGAUAAAUAUAUGCUAUCAGCUCUCAACCUCCAUGACUUUUUGAUAGCAGCAAUGGUAUUAUGCCUGGAUCUUACGGAGAAUCUACCGAGCAGCUUGGCGGACCGAUCGAGGAAACUGAAGGCUCUGGGAACGUCGUAUAAGAUGUGGGCUGAAAGAAAGCACACUUCCAGAGAUGCGGCGCAUGCUGCGCGGGUCGUGGGCGCCAUUCUCCGGAAAGUAUCAAUGCAGGACCCUGCGGUUACACGCUCGCCACCGCCGCCACCAAAACCAGAAGUCCGGGACGGUUCGCUGGCUAGCUUGCUAAAUAAUGAUGUUCAGCCAGCGCCAGCUCCAUCGCCCCCGUUUGAUCAUAUAAUACCGUCUUUUGAUUUUUCCCUGGACUUUGCUAAUAAUGCACCGCUUGACAACGUGUUAAAUGGCAGCAACACGAUCGAUUGGAGCGCAAUCGACCAGUUCCUACUAGAAAGGGACGACAGCGGAUUAAAGCCUGUGUCCUAGACCACUGAUUCGGCGUCCGUGAAUUUACUCAUUCAGACUUAUACUAGAUGAUGCCUAGAAUUUCAUCGGCGACGGAAUCACGAACCAUAUACUAGUAUACUACCAUAUAAGCUAGCGUAAGACUACUAAGUACCUGGAUGCUGUGAGAGACGGAGGGGACUUUGCAGCCAGCCGUAUACUUAUCACUUGUCACGAUUUAGAUAUUUGCUUUG